GAGUUAAAUACUCUGAUGCAUUCAUCUCCGCAGCACUCUGAGCCUCUACGGAACGUCUCCCACCUCAGCACAGGAAGGGAAAUCUACAUUGCCGAGAUGCCGGAUCAAGUACAAGAGCAAAAGUUGAAGAUCUCUGCCUCCCGUAAGAUCAUGCUUAAGAGCUUAAUGGUGGCCAAGGCGAAGGAAGAGAUGGAGCAGGAGACUGUGGAUAAAGAGGAGGAGAAGGAGAGGUAUCUGGCAGAGAGAGCUCCUCCCUUACAGACAGGUGGCUUGUCCUUUGCUGAGCUCCAGGAGUUAUGUCAGGAGUUACAUGCCAAGGUUGAUGUGGUGGAUGAGGAGCGAUAUGACAUUGAAGCCAAAGUCAUGCACAACACCAGAGAGAUCAAGGACCUGAACAUCAAGGUUCUGGACCUCAGGGGGAAGUUCAAGCGGCCCAACCUGAGGAGGGUGAGGGUCUCUGCUGACGCCAUCCUGCGCUCCCUUCUGGGCUCCAAACACAAGGUCUCAAUGGACCUCCGGACAAACCUCAAGUCAGUCAAGAAGGAGGACACAGAGAAGGAGAAGACAGUGGAGGUCAGUGACUGGAGGAAGAACGUGGAGGCCAUGUCUGGCAUGGAGGGGAGGAAGAAGAUGUUUGACGCAGCCAAAGGCCCCGCUCCGUAGACACAGAAGAGAAUACUCAACAUUUGGAUACCUUGUUUCGUGUUUCUUUCAUUUUUAUUAGUCCUGGACAUUCCAAAUGUACGAAUGGUUUGCCUUUUUAUCUCUUGUGAGUGUAUCUGCUUCAUGUUUCGGUGCCAUUAAUAACAUUGUUUUAUUCUUUGUUCAGCGUGGCUUAUAUAGUACAAACUGUAAGCUAAUGGCAAUUGUAUGUUAUUUUGUUAUGGGUGAAAAAUGGCAUGAAGACAAUUUCUGCUUUAACCUUACCGAUAAUAUUGGCCUGAGAAUAAAUGAUAAAGUAAAGUAAGCCAGUCUUACUUUAAAGCUGUAGAUAAUGUAGAUGUUUUGCUUGCUGGCUUAUCCUUCUA
Coregonus clupeaformis (lake whitefish) is the source of this 1028-nucleotide messenger RNA. Its product is annotated as troponin I, slow skeletal muscle. Lineage: Eukaryota; Metazoa; Chordata; Actinopteri; Salmoniformes; Salmonidae. Gene Ontology annotation, cellular component: troponin complex. The transcript has 8 exons. Gene Ontology annotation, biological process: muscle contraction. The record is from RefSeq and is a predicted model, not a curated record. Bases 16 to 663 code for a protein of 215 amino acids.